AUGAACCUCCAGCUCAACGACCCAUCUAUACCAGCUCCCGGCGAGAUGGUCAGCGAAGAAUCCGGCCUCACAACUGCGAGCCCGCGACCGAUUUCUGGCUCGCCCCUGUUGGCUGACCCUCAUCAUCAUAGAGCGCCCAGUCUGGGCGAGCUCCAUCAGGAACUAGAGGCGGAGCAGGAAUCUCAUGUGAACCGCCUCUUGCAGAUGAUUCGACAGCAGCAGCUUGAGCUCCAACGGCUUCAGGCCGGUCAGCCACAGAACGUAAACCAGAGCUCUGCUGUUGACGAUAGCAGCGCCAUCUCUGAGCGGUCGGGUCAUGGGACGCCUCAUGCCUCGAGCUCCCAGAUUGCGAUCCCUCCCUCCUUGCCGUCUGGCGGCUCGGGUCCCCGGUCCGCCACUCAUCGCCACCCCCGAAGCUCGUUUGACAUGGCUCGCGCAGACCUUCAGAGACGAUCUAGAACGCCCAGUCGCAGCGGUGCUUCCCCGCGUCUCCGUUCGACAUCCAUCGGCGGCGAAAGCGGGGACUGGGUUCUUGGCGGCCGAGAUGAGAGCGCCUUCUACCAGGCCGAGACUCAGAUGCUAGUUCGGGAGAAUCAGAUGCUUCGCCAUCGAAUUCGGGAGCUAGAGAAACAACUAUCUGAUGUGGGCACUGGCUCCCCCACUGCCCAUGAGCCCCCUCACCACUCCAGCCUGACCAGAUCUUCCACCACGGCUGAAAAGGAGGAGGAGAAGCCUUGA
Messenger RNA from Fusarium vanettenii 77-13-4, 738 nucleotides. RefSeq lists its product as uncharacterized. The record is from RefSeq and is a predicted model, not a curated record. The transcript has 3 exons. The coding region runs from base 1 to 738 and encodes 245 amino acids. Lineage: Eukaryota; Fungi; Ascomycota; Sordariomycetes; Hypocreales; Nectriaceae.